This is a messenger RNA of Kwoniella shivajii, 1905 nucleotides long. RefSeq lists its product as uncharacterized. Lineage: Eukaryota; Fungi; Basidiomycota; Tremellomycetes; Tremellales; Cryptococcaceae. Gene Ontology annotation, molecular function: RNA binding. The record is from RefSeq and is a predicted model, not a curated record. The transcript is spliced from 12 exons. The coding region runs from base 1 to 1905 and encodes 634 amino acids.
AUGAGUCAUAUACCUCCCCCUCCCCCAUUCUUACCAGCUCCUCCGACUUUCAAUGCUUUCAACGAUUCUCAAUCCCAAGGGUACAGUCAAGGAGGAUACAAUACUUCUCAAAACGGCGGUGGAAGUGUAGAUAAUGGUCCUCCUCCUUCAAGAGAUACGUUUUCCGAUCGUCGUGGGAAGAGAGGUCGAGGAGGCAGGCAGAGAGGCGGUGGCGAAGGAAGAGGUGGAGGUGGAAGAGAUAGAGGCGGAGAUAGGGAUAGGGAGAGAGACAGAAGUCCUGAUCGAGGUAGAAGAAGACAAGAGAAUCGAUCUAUCGAAGAAAGAGUAGGUGCAGAAAGGAUCUGUCGAACUUUAUUCGUUCGUAAUGUAUCGUAUGAAGCAGACUCAGCCGCUCUUCAAGCUUCUUUUUCGACUUAUGGUGAGAUCAAAACUUGGUAUGAUAGGAUAAACGAAAGGGGAAUCAUCUUCGUUACCUUUUUCGAUCUUCGGUCUGCUCAAAAAGCCAGAGAUGGAAUGCACGGUCUAAAAGCAGGCGACAGAUCUAUCGACGUUCAUUACAGUUUACCAAGAGAUAAAGACUUGAUUGGUGACUGUGAUCGAGAGAAGAAUCAGGGAUCCAUCUUAAUUUUCGUACAUCCACCCAGAGUGAUCAGUGAAUACGAAUUAGGGAGGAUGUGCGAACAAUUCGGUGAUGUCAAAGCUAUCAAACCAGGACGAGAACCAGCGGAAAAGAUAGUUGAAUAUUACGAUUCGAGAGGCUCAGCCUUAUUUUUUGAUAGAAUGUCAAACCAACCUUUUCAAGGUGGUACUCUAGAAUUGAAAUUCAUCUGGGAUGAGAAAGAAGAAGUUUUACCCCCGCCGCCACCACCACCAGUUGUGGAAAGACCUUUUGAUCGUAGAAGUGGUGAAGGACCUGGAUAUGGUGAAGUCAGAAGUGGAAGACAACAUCCUCCUGGACCUCCAGGUGGAAUUGGCAGGGACCCUAGAGCUAGAUCACCUAUAAGAGGUGGUAGACGAGAAUCAUACCCUCCUGGACCUGGUCCUGGCCCUGGACGUUAUGGAGAAUUACCUCCUCCAGUUCCUCAGGGCGAAGACAGAUUGGAACAAGCUCGUAAAGUACAACAGCUCUUAGCAAAUCUAGGAGGUCCCAGUAACCCACCUCCACCGACUCAUGGUGGACCACCCCCUAGAUCAGUACCACCACCUCAUAUGAUUCCUCCACCACCUAACAAUCAGUAUACACCCAGAGAUACUGGGUAUACACCUGGGCCACCUCCACCUCCACCCCUAAACGGAGGAGGAAGGAAUUAUCAACAACAACAGCAGCCUCCUCCACUAAAUCCUAUCUUCCCACCCUAUCCUCCUUCUUCAAAUCAAGCAUAUAAUCCCACAUCAUCUGCUCCGCCCAGUAACCCUUAUUCGCAACCUCCUGCCCCUAGUCCGUAUAAUCCUAAUCCAACCCCAAUCCCUCCAUCUCAAAACUCAUAUAAUCCACCGCAUCCACCUCCCCAUCACAAUAAUCAAUACAAUCCUCCUCCAACACAUACUUACAACGCCCCACCACCUCCACAGACGCUCAACCAGAAUUACCCUCCAUCUAUCCCAAUGCCACAAAAUCAAAGUCAAAAUUCAUAUAAUCCAUCAACACCUGCUCAACAAUCGUAUUCACCUUAUCCACCACCACCGUCUCACAUAGGCGUGGCUUCAGGUUCCAGUUCAGGUCCAGGCGCUUAUCCUCCUCCUCCGGGACAAGGUCAAAAUCAAGGGUACGGCCAAAAUCAGAAUUCAUAUGGUUAUCCUCCUCCUCCUCCUCGACAACAACAACAACAGGAACCUCGAAGUAAUCGACAGAAUGGACAGGCAAAAGAUGUUGGCAGCUUAUUAGCUAUGCUUAGUAAUCGUUAG